This is a messenger RNA of Neomonachus schauinslandi (Hawaiian monk seal), 1158 nucleotides long. It is a transcript of the gene TREX2, whose product is annotated as three prime repair exonuclease 2. Gene Ontology annotation, biological process: DNA catabolic process. Lineage: Eukaryota; Metazoa; Chordata; Mammalia; Carnivora; Phocidae. Gene Ontology annotation, molecular function: nucleic acid binding; 3'-5'-DNA exonuclease activity. Gene Ontology annotation, cellular component: cytoplasm. The record is from RefSeq and is a predicted model, not a curated record. The transcript has 2 exons. The coding region runs from base 150 to 860 and encodes 236 amino acids.
GUUGCCCAACAGGCGGCUGGGGGCGGGCCACGGCCACUGAUUAAAGGCCGCCUGGAGCAGCCUGUGUGGAGACAGGUGCCCAGCAGCCCAGGAAGCCGGCCAGCACCCGCCCCAGCUUUAGGCUUUGCUGUCCCCGUGAGCACAUCACCAUGUCCGAGGCACCCCGGGCCGAGACUUUCGUCUUCCUGGAUCUGGAAGCCACUGGGCUCCCCAGUAUAGAUCCCGAGGUGGCUGAGAUAUCCCUGUUUGCGGUGCACCGCUCCGCCCUGGAGAACCCAGACCGAGACGAGGCUGGUGCCCCUGUGCUGCCCCGGGUCCUGGACAAGCUCACGCUGUGCAUGCGUCCAGAGCGCCCUUUCACCGCCAAGGCCAGCGAGAUCACCGGCCUGAGCAGCGACAGCCUGGCGCGGUGCCGGAAGGCCAGCUUCGACGACGCCGUGGUGCGGACGCUGCAGGCCUUCUUGAGCCGCCAGGAGGGCCCCAUCUGCCUUGUGGCCCACAACGGCUUUGAUUAUGACUUCCCCCUGCUGUGCACAGAGCUGCGGCGCCUGGGCGCCCACCUGCCCCCGGACACCGUCUGCCUGGAUACACUGCCUGCGCUGCGGAGCCUGGACCGUGCCCACAGCCAUGGCACCCGGGCCCAGGGCUGCAAGGGUUACAGCCUGGGCAGCCUCUUCCGCCGCUACUUCCAGGCCGAGCCAAGUGCAGCCCACUCAGCCGAGGGUGAUGUCCACACCCUGCUCAUGGUCUUCCUGCACCGCGCUGCUGAGCUGCUUGGCUGGGCUGACGAGCAGGCCCGAAGCUGGGCCCGCAUCGAGCCCAUGUAUGUGCCACCCGAUGGCCCGAGCCUUGAAGCCUGAGUGCCACGGGCUCAGUGAGACCACCACCCAGGGGGAUGAGGCCCACUCUCAGCAUGGGUGGCACCAGCUUUGACGAGUCAGGCUCUGAGGCCUGGAGCUGGCCCCAGACCAGUGCCCCACUGCCCCUCCCCCCGUCCUCGUAGCCAGCUAGCCCCGGGCCCGUGCACCUGCCAGGCCUCCUCCUGGCCCCGGCCUGUGGAGCCUUGUAGCCCUGGAGCUUUCUGCCAGCCCCACCCCCGGACUGCUGUAGUGAUUUGUUGCUGCAGGCUCCCGCCCUUCACCUGGUCUCUCAAUAAAC